This is a messenger RNA of Aaosphaeria arxii CBS 175.79, 1185 nucleotides long. RefSeq lists its product as uncharacterized. The transcript is spliced from 5 exons. NCBI's taxonomy places the organism in Eukaryota, Fungi, Ascomycota, Dothideomycetes, Pleosporales. The coding region runs from base 124 to 990 and encodes 288 amino acids. The record is from RefSeq and is a predicted model, not a curated record.
CUCAUCUCUGCCUUUACUAUCUCACAACCAAGUGACACGCGGUCCUUCGGCACUCCACCAUUCCUUUUCCUUUCACUCUUAUUACCUCUUACUUCUGUUUCCCUUCAAACGAACUUCAUCAGUAUGGGGAAGGGUAAGGCUAGGCCUUUUGACCCCAAACUUGCUGCGGUGAAACUUCCUCCUAAGCUAAAGUGCUACCGAUGCGAGGUAUGGCGCACAGAGAACAGCUACUCCGAGAAGCAGAAGAACAUUGCCCGUGAAUCUAUCCUGUACAAAGGCCAGAGCUCUCCGCCCAACCUGGUCUGCAACCGAUGCAAUGGCGGGCCUCUCGUUGAGCUUGAGUGCACUUCAUGCAAUGUUACGAAGGGUUUAGAGGACUUCGCCAAGUCUCAGCGUGCAGUCGCGGACCACGCUAAGUGCUAUGAAUGCGUCGAGAAACACCUUGACUUGAACCCAAUCAUUGACAGAACCUACGAGAACCCUCUGAGGUCUCACGCUAUUGGAGAUUACUCUGAUGGACGUGAGCCAAAUUAUUGGGAAGACACCGCCUCUCAAACGGACAGUUCAAUCAAGGACGGCUACGACUCAAUCGAUGAUCACGGAGGGAUUGCUCUAUCUGCCAACUUUCAGACAAUGAGCAUUCAAGGCAAUUCAAUGGUCGGAGAAUUGAUCCCCGGACUCUCCAGCAACUCAUCCACGAAUGGCACUGCCAAAAUGACUGGGACCAAGAGUUGGGAUAGCAGAUCGACCUACCUCAGCCAAAACCAGGACUCAAACACUGCUAAGACCUUCAACUCAAGCGUGGCAGAACGUUCUAAUCUAUCUCAAGUCAAGGGUAGCUGGGCCAAAAUUCGGGCAUUUACAGCAAAGGAUGACUCGAUCAAGCCAAUGGCCGACGAUGAUUGGGAUAGCGAUGAGGAUGAGCAGAAGCUUGGGAACGACGAUAGCAGUGACGACGGUUAUGGAGAGGACGACGACGUCGAGAUCUGAUUGAUACAGAUCUACCCAUUUCCUCAUCGAGUUUGAAUCUAUGGCCAGCGAUUGCGAGCUUGGUUGGCUCUAGGUGGUGCACUGCCUGCUUAUUGACAACAUUCAAAGCAGCUAUUUGCGGAUUUCGAGUAGAUUCCAGAGCCUAUCUUUGCGAGGAAAAACACCCCGCCCCCUCCUCUGGUUUGGGGGCAAUCU